This is a messenger RNA of Ostrinia nubilalis (European corn borer), 2417 nucleotides long. RefSeq lists its product as uncharacterized. Lineage: Eukaryota; Metazoa; Arthropoda; Insecta; Lepidoptera; Crambidae. The transcript is spliced from 5 exons. The coding region runs from base 122 to 1000 and encodes 292 amino acids. Gene Ontology annotation, cellular component: membrane. The record is from RefSeq and is a predicted model, not a curated record.
UUUUUACUUCAUAAAUUCAAAUUCAAAAGUUAAUUUUAUAAAAAAAAAAAUUGUUAAUAAAUUACUGUGUUGUGAAGUUCAGUGUUCCGCCCAGUGAUUCUAAAAAACAAACCCCAUCAAAAUGGCAUCAUCACUCUCACUCUCCAUCCAAAUCCUGCUAGUGCUAGUACUCUUCAAGCAAACCCACAGCACCGAAGAUGGCUACCUUCGAUACGUCAAAGACGGUUGCUUCAUAAAAGGAGAAGCGCUAUCUUGCGUCAAAUACAAAGCCCUAAAGAUUGCUAAAAAGACUCUAUUUGGAGACAAUAUAAACAGCAAUGAGACUAUAAAGGCAAACCAGAUGAUCAGUUUCGUGCCUUUAGACGUGGAUACGAUAGAAAAACUCUCUGCAGGAGAAAAGGCAGAGGUUCUGACGAGUGAGCCCAAAGGAUUCAUGUCAGAAUGGGCGGAGUUGGCGAAGUAUCUGAUGAAGCUGAUGAAGGACUUCUUCAAGGUGAAGGGACUGAGGGUGAACUUGCCUGAAGGAGCGAGGACUGUGGAAGAAGACGAUGAUGUUGACAUUGAAGACGAUGGGGUGUUUGACAGAGCGCCGGCCUUGAACAAGACAUUCCCUCUUUAUAAAGGUCGCGGCAAGAAGAAUAAGCUGGCCAUAAUCGUCCCGCUCCUGACUCUCCUUACUGCCAUCAAGACGAAGCUGCUCCUCAUUCCAGUGCUGCUAGCCGUGCUGCUGCUAAAGAAACUGCUGCUGGUUGGCGCACUACUACUGCCAAGUCUGCUGAACACUCUGAAGGCUUGCAAGCACCACCACCCGCACUCUUACUCCUAUUUCGGGUCGAGCGACGCGUCGGACUUCAAUUCGGACUACGGGAGUACGUAUGCGUACUCAUCAGGAGCUGGAUACAACAAGGACUGGGCUUCUAAUAGGGCAUACAACAUGCCAAAGUACCACAGACCUACGCCCGCACCUGUUUAUAUUACCGCGCCUGGAGCUGCUAAGUAAACGGAUCUAAGUAACGAUUCUUAAGGUCUUAGCACAUUUAUCACCCCGCAAAGGGAUCAAAUACGUAUCGCCUUUCGCAUCGCUGUCGUCACCCACGAGGCGAGGCGUUUACGCUACAGUUUUCAUGCAAAGAAUACUGACCGCUUCGAGUUGAUGCGGUUACCAUCCGUUUCCGGGAUGAUAAGUGUGCUUCGUCCUCUAUAAUACUCAUUCUCUAUCUUCUUCUUUCUUUGGUAAGCUAAAAGAGACAAGACUACGACUGACUUCAAUUCGGACUACAGGAGUAUGCGUACUCUUCAGGAGCUGGAUACAACAAGGACUGGGCUUCCAACAGGGUAUACAACAUGCCUAAAUACCACAGACCUACGUCCGCGCCUGUGUAUAUUACCGCACCUGGAGCUGCUAAGUAAAUGGAUCUAAGAUUUCUUGAUUUCUCUAUCUUUUUCUUUAUUUGGUGAACUGAAAAAAAAACAAGAAUGCACUUUUAAUAAAAUACCAACACCACUUAAUUAUGUAUUUACCCUAUUUUUUGAGCAAAUAAUUUGAAUUUGAAUUUGAAGACUUCGACUGACUACUGACAGUAAAAGACGAAGCACACUUAGCAACCCGGAAACGGAUCGUAACCGUAUCAACUCGAGGCGGUCAGUAUUAUUUGUAUGAAACUCCGUAUUGCAACGCACUCUUAUACGCACCGUAAACUCCUCGCCUCGCGGCGAAAUGCGAUACGGAGUUGAUCGCUUUUCGGGUUGAUAACUGUGCUAUGACCUUAAUUUUGACUACGGGAGCACUUAUGACAAAUAGUUAUAUAUACUUUCUGAUAAGUAGGUAAAUAGACUUCUUCUUUUCUUACAAAAAUCCUAUACUACUGUGAAAACCUUCCACUAUUUAACAUUUUAUUUGCAACCAUUCAUGAAAUAAAUAUCUGACCUAAAGUGGCAUAGACUGGACAUAGCUUGAAUUCUAGAACAGACUCAGCAACGCCUGAAAUUAAUUUUACAGCAGAUAUUUCAAACCAAAACAUUGCUUACUACAAAUAGCCAGUGGCUAGUUCCUAUUGUUAAAGUACAAACUACGAGUAUUAAUAAAUUGUAUAAUUACAAGUAUAUUAUUUGAAAAACACUUUCCUUAGCUAUUACAAACUUUGUAUUCAGUUCUGAUAAUUAUAACGAGAAAUUAGACUGUUGAGUUUACCUUUGGUGAUUGGAAUUUAUUAAAAGCCUGUUUGUAAUUAAUAACUAUCUCAACUAAUUUAAAUAUUUCAGUUAACUUGUUACGAAUGAAAACUAAUUUGUCUAUGAAAUAUUUGGUUGAUAUCAAUUUUUAUUCCAAAGAUUGUUUGAUUUAAUAUUGUUUUGUAAAGAAGUAUAAGAUUUAGUGGUUAUUCAUGAAACGCCAUCUAAAUUAUGUAUUUAAAUUA